AUGACUACUUCAGCGGCUCAUUUAGAGCUAGUUACUGAGUACACAACAGAAGCGUUUCUCGCUACAUAUAAAAGAUUUACAUCAAGACGAGGAAUUCCAGCACACUUAUAUUCAGACUGUGGUACCAAUUUUAUUGGAGCAGAUCGAGAAUUAAAAAUUUUAUUUACUCAGCACACUAAAGAAAAUCAAGUCUUAGAAAACAAGAUCUUAGAAAACACAACACGAUGGCAUUUUAAUCCACCAGGUGCACCACAUAUGGGUGGUAAAUGGGAAGCACUCAUUAAGUCCACAAAGUAUCACUUAAAACGUACUAUUGGUGAAUCAAAAAUGACAUAUGAAGAGGCAUCAACUUUGCUAACUCAAAUUGAAGCCAUACUAAAUUCAAGACCACUAGAACCACUUAGUGAUGAUCCUGAUGAUCUUCAAACUCUGACACCAGGACAUUUUUUAACUGGUACAUCAUUGAUGGCAGUACCAGAACCUUGUUUACUUGAUUUGUCUACAUCUAGGUUAUCAAGGUGGCAAUUUAUACAACAAAUAACACAACAAUUCUGGUCACAAUGGUCAAGUCAAUACUUGCAAAGGCAACAGUCCAUUUCCAAAUGGCACCAUGUAAAUAAUAAGAUCCAAGUUGGAUCAUUAAUUCUGAUUUCAGAUGAACGAGCACCACCAUGUAGAUGGCCACUUGGUAGAGUUACUAAGUUGUUACCAGGAACGGACGGAGAGUACACAACUGAUUGUCCUGCUAUUCAUCAACUCAUAGCAAGUCAGGAUGGAAAACAUUUGAAAUUUAAUCUCAAAUACUGGGAAUGGGAACAUAACCAUGAGGAAACGUAUGAUGAACUACAGAUAAAGUACAAUGUAGCUAGUCGUAAAAGGAAAACCUCGGAUCAGGGAAAUGUUCCCAUUCCUCGUAAAAAACCCAAGUCAAUGUGUCACGCAUCAACGCAAACUGAUGAUGUUUUGACUACUACAUCAACGCAAACUGAUGAUGUUUUCAUUACUCCAAUAAUUCCUGGAAAAAAAAAAGAUGAAGAAGAAAAAGAAGGACCGGUUAAACAUCCAGAAAAAGAAAAAGAAAGGUUAUUUGAAAAAAGCCCUAAAAGUACAUAUAAAAGAGGUAUGUAUAUUGAGGGUCUUUUUUAA
Molecule: messenger RNA, 1146 nt
Organism: Aphidius gifuensis
Lineage: Eukaryota; Metazoa; Arthropoda; Insecta; Hymenoptera; Braconidae
Exons: 5
Coding region: 1-1146 (381 amino acids)
Biological process (GO): DNA integration
Molecular function (GO): nucleic acid binding
Source: RefSeq, a predicted model, not a curated record